AUGGAACCGGAUGGCGACCUUGUCCUCCGGGUAGGGUCGCACUUUGAAUCCCCACGAGUUUCGAGUCUGCUCUGCAACAAUGCGACGUACUUCCGCGGUGUGGAAGAACAUGCUCUUCGGCGCCUGGAAAGAAGCGAAACCGACCGAGGGACCGUGGGUCGUGGAACUGCCCGAGGACAAACCGGAAUCUGUUCGAACCCUUCUCGCAAUCAUUCACUCGAAGUUCGACAUUGUACGCACCUUCGUAUAUCUCAAUCAGUUGCAUGACAUUCUCCUUGUCACCGACAAAUUCGACAUGAUUUCUGUCAUUCGGCCCUGGGCCAGCGCUUGGGUCCAAAUGGCGGCUUUUGGCGCUGGUGUGGGAGAGGAAGUGAGCCUCUGUGACCGCGCAUUAGGAAUCCACGUAGCUGGGGAGCUAGGAAUCGACAACAUGCUGUCCUUAGAAACCCGGGAACUCAUCUUCGGGGCCCCCGUUGUUCAGGACGGUGCAGAUAUGCGAGUAACGUACAACGGCAAACAUAUCCGAUUCGAGAGCUACGCCGCACCAUCCGACUUAGUCAUCGCUGGACUUCGACUUGCACUCAUCCAGACACUGCUCGACUUUUACCACGCCGAGAUAAGAUGCCGAACCCGAGACGAAGGGGCCUGUCAGGCAAUAAGUACAAGCAUAUAUGACGGCAAUUCAGAGCGACCAGUGUGCGACUCCCUGCUUCUGGGCAGUCUAUUCCGGACCCAACAUAGGUUGGGGCUGGAUCCUCUGCCUCUGAAAGCAGACAAGUUCCUGGGCAGUGCUCAUAGCCUAAUGGUUUUUCUCUCGGCCAUGUUCAGUGCGCUCCCUUGUCUGAAUGCCAGGCACAAUGGGUGCUCGCCGUCCAAGAAAUAUAUGGAUUUCGAAGCCAAAACGAAAUCUAAUAAGAAAUGGUUGGACGUUGUACGCCCAGAACAUAAGCAGCGGAUGGCACCACAGCGGAAGAAGUUAGGGCUGCCAAAACUCUGAGGAUAGACCACCUCACGGAGAUCCAGGGACGCAUCAUCCAGGAACUUGACACUUUUGGAUCCAGCAGCCAGCGUUCCAUUACUUCAAAAUCGG
Parathielavia appendiculata is the source of this 1090-nucleotide messenger RNA. RefSeq lists its product as uncharacterized. The transcript has 3 exons. The record is from RefSeq and is a predicted model, not a curated record. Lineage: Eukaryota; Fungi; Ascomycota; Sordariomycetes; Sordariales; Chaetomiaceae. The coding region runs from base 80 to 997 and encodes 305 amino acids.